AAGUGGGUACUGUGCCCAGCCCUUCAGGCUCCUGGAUCCUAUCAAGAUGUGGCAUCUCAAACUCUUUGCAGUCCUCAUGAUCUGCCUGUUGCUGUUAGCCCAGGUAGAUGGCUCUCCAAUACCAGAACUGAGUUCAGCAAAGAGAAGGCCGAGGAGAAUGACCCCAUUUUGGAGAGCGGUUUCCCUCAGGCCCAUUGGAGCCUCCUGUCGGGAUGAUUCUGAAUGUAUCACGAGGCUAUGCAGAAAAAGACGCUGCUCCCUAAGUGUGGCCCAGGAAUGAUGUACACACCAGGGGAAAAAGAGGACAGCACUUACCUACAACAAUGCUCCGUUCUAUGGAAUAUUGAUUAACUGCAUUUGGCUGGAGACACUUAAGUAAAGCAAUCUUGUUUUUAAAUGUUUGAAGACAGAUAUACGCUUUAAA
Bubalus bubalis (water buffalo) is the source of this 424-nucleotide messenger RNA. It is a transcript of the gene LEAP2, whose product is annotated as liver enriched antimicrobial peptide 2. Gene Ontology annotation, biological process: defense response to bacterium; antimicrobial humoral immune response mediated by antimicrobial peptide. The coding region runs from base 47 to 280 and encodes 77 amino acids. The transcript is spliced from 3 exons. The record is from RefSeq and is a predicted model, not a curated record. NCBI's taxonomy places the organism in Eukaryota, Metazoa, Chordata, Mammalia, Artiodactyla, Bovidae.